CGAACCGAACCAGUCCAUUAGUCUUAGAUCGGGACGCGUGGACAUCUGACGCGCGUGGAGGAGUUCUUUCGCAGCUGUUCGUUUCAUUUCGUUUCGGGGUGCCGAUCGCGUUUGGGUGUGCUUUUUUAAUUCGGGAUUCUUCGCCGAUGAUAAGUGUCUGGGACUGAUGCUGAACAGUGCAUGGUUAAGAUAAACAAAAACAUUUUAGUGUGUAAAAGUACAUCGAACAAAUAAGAGGUGUGCUACGGUUCGACGGAGUUGUGAUGAGUCUGCUCAUGAAUGAAACCAGUGUUUAAGGGGUGCGUGGGCGUUAUUGAAUUACCAGCCGUUUAGUGUGAAUCAAUGAAAGCAGCAACGGCCAGCUAGCUGGAAGCUGAGUAGAUCGUAAAGGAUGUCUUCGGAUAGGAUUCACAGAGCGGCCAAAGACGGCUUGCUGGAUGUGCUGAAGGAGGCCACACGAGCUGAGGCAAAUUCCAAAGAUGCCGAUGGGAUGACUCCAGUUUUGUGGGCAGCCUUCGAGGGUCGCCUAGAGGCCCUCAAGUUGCUUGUUGGACGAGGAGGUGAUCCGGACAAAUCAGAUCAAUUCGGAAAUACAGCUCUGCAUCUAGCUUCUGCCAAAGGACACAUGCAAUGUGUCGAUUUUCUGGUUCAGUUUGGGGUAAACCUAUAUGCCAUGGACAUAGACAAUCACACUGCUCAGGACCUGGCUGCCAUCAACAAUCGGGAUAAUAUUUUACGAUAUUUGGAUGCAGCUGCCGGAAACUUGGAAGCUGUCGAUAAGAAAAAAGUAAAAGACUUGAAGGAUCAAGCCAAAAAGAAGUCGGAAAAGCGUGCUCGGGAAUUUUCCAAGAAGCAGCAGAAAAAUGACCUGGCAAACGAAGACGAUAUUCGCGUUAGACCGCAUCGGCCAUCCAAUGUGUUGCAAAUAUUGAAGCACAAAAUUUGGUCCGGUAGUCAGGGUAACUUGAAGGCUGCCCACCAGAAGGAUAACAUGAACUCGACCAAAUUUAGUGCCCUGGUUGGGGGAACUAUUACGGGACCGAGAGGAGCUGUGAAAAAGCGAGCAGAGGCUACCAAGUUGAGGCAACAAAUGGAGAAUGGUGGAUUCAAAAUAGGUGAAAUGGAAGCUACGGGUAAGAGAAGCGUUCGAUCGAUUCAGGGAGUGCAGAGGGAUUCGGAAAUUUUGUACGUGGGAACGUACAAUUCAUCCGACGAGGGUGGAAAGCGUGGGAAAAUCAAGGAUGUGUUUGACAUCGAUUCCAAUGACUACGAAGAGGUGGAGGAGGAGGAUGACAACGAAAGUGUCGGAUCCAACGUGAAGUUCAAUACCAUAUCCCGGUCGGUUAGUCAGCCGGAUUUUCUUGCCAACCUAAACGACGACCUCACCAACGAUGUGAUGCUCCAAAGCCGACCCAGUAUUUUCAACAGGCCAUCGGGAAACCUGGCAAUGACUCGAUCCGUUUCGACGGUACUUGCCCAGCUGGGCAACAACGACCAGUCAGCAAACGAAUCAUCGGACGGUGGUGGUCGGUCCGGAAAACCUCUACCCAAAAACGGACCCAUUAAACCCCGAUCUCAGCUGGUCAUAUCGGACUCGGACACGGACGAGGACAGUUCAGACAACGAGGAAAACGAAUCGCUGGCGGUGUUGCGAUUCCUGGCAGCCUUCAAGCUCGAAGAUUACUAUCCGACAUUCCAAAAGAACGAAAUAGAUAUGGAAACACUGAUGCUCCUCACGGAAAGUGACAUCAAGUCACUGGGUCUUCCACUAGGGCCGUACAGAAAAUUAUGCAAUGCCAUCCAGGAACGUAAAGAGGCUCUGGCCAGCCCGGGAACGAUCUUGGAUAGUCGCCUUUGAAUCAAUGUGAAUGUAUGAUAAGAAGUUUAUAUUUGCAUGUUCUAUCAAUACCAUUGCAUCUCUGUAAAAAGAACGAACUUUUAAAUGUAAAUAAAAAUGAAUCUAAAAAAACUAA
Messenger RNA from Uranotaenia lowii, 1973 nucleotides. RefSeq names its product pre-mRNA splicing regulator USH1G (gene Sans). The transcript has 8 exons. Gene Ontology annotation, molecular function: protein binding. The record is from RefSeq and is a predicted model, not a curated record. Bases 392 to 1858 code for a protein of 488 amino acids. Lineage: Eukaryota; Metazoa; Arthropoda; Insecta; Diptera; Culicidae.